CCAGCGCUUAGAACAGUGCUCGGCACAUAGUAAGCGCUUAACAAAUACCAACAUUAUUAUAGGGCAACCAGGACAGAGCCCUGCAGGAAACACACAGUUAUUGGAUGAGAGGGAGGGAGAGGAUCCAGUGAAUUUAACACAGGCAAGAAGAGAAACAAGUGAGCACUAUAUUAGCAAAAUCAAGGUCAGGUAGCAUUUCAAGGAGGAGUGGUCAACAGUGUCAAAGGUGACCAAGAGGUCGAGGAGGAUUAGAACAGAGUGCAGGCUUUUGGACUUGGCUAUCUGGUGAUCAUUGACGACCUUGAAGAAUGCAGUUUCCGUGACAUGACGCUGGCAAAAGUUUGAUUAUAGUGGGCCAAGAAGGGAGUCUAUAGAGAGAAAGUGAAGGCAUUUGGGUGAACUCUUUCUCUUCAUAAAACCAUGCUUCUUGCUUCCUUGUUUCUUGCUUCCUUUUGAGAUGGUUGUAAAUCAGUUGUCUGAUCUUAUGUACUGGCAUCUUCCCAGCCAACGGUGGUAAGCUGGUAGGUCGGAAAUUACUAGGGGUUGCCUAUUUCCACACUUUAAAGAUAAGCAGUGUUUGCAACCUUCCAAUGAUCAGGGGUUUCUCGGCCCUUCAGGAACAUCUGCCAAUUCUAGGAACCGAGAGUAUUUAUUGAGCACUUACUGUGUAUAGAGCACUGUACUAAGCACUUGGAAGAGUACAAUAAAUAUAGGAGUCACCAUCCCUACCCACACGUUUCCUAAGAUGCAUAAAUUCAGGCCCUGCUGACUCAAAUACAUUCACCCCUAGCCACACCACAACUUCCUUUCAGGGUCUGCGGCCACAGCUGCCCUGCCUCAGUCCCUAUGGGUGCUUGUGGCAGAGUCAUGUAGGUGCCAAACAAGUAAUUUACUAGGAAAAAACCCCCCCGGCAACAUAUAAGCCAGUGGGGGGAAGGGGAGUAUAGAAAGGGAGAGAAGAGGGGAAACAAGUUUGCUAAUACCAAGUCCUAUGUUAAAUCUGAACUUUAAUGCCAGGCAUUCAAAAUGGUCCCAGCUUGCUAAUUGAUCUAAAAAGAACCCUAAAACCAGCAAUGAAACCUUUUGAAAACUUCAGCUAAAGGAAAAAAAAAAGAAAACUGCCAGUAAGAGCAUUUAGAAAUUCUUCAGCCAAUGCUUCUAGCAGGCCAAAUUAUUUCACUUCUGGGUCACAUUAUUCAUAAAAGCUUGCAAAUUCCUGCCUACAGACCUUCAAAAUAAUGUGUAAAGCCAUAGUCAGCAGCAGGUUCCAAGACCUGCCAAAUGGAAUUUUUGCAAUAAUAGAAUUCAUAGAAAGACAGAUGGGGAGUAGGAAAUGUUGCAGGGAAGAAUCCGGAAUGAGAUGAGAUCACAGCAUCAGCUCGUCCUUUGUGGACUUGGACAGUGAUCGUGGAGGCAGAUUGGAUUAGUGAAACGUCUUUCCCAGGAGUUCAGAGCAGUGCCCCUCUCGGCACGCUUCGGUGAGAGACGGCUGAAAAAUGCAUCAGAUAUACAGCUGCGGUGAUGAGAAUUUAGAAGUCUUCACCACCGUGAUUUCAUCCAAAGUUUCCAGUCCAUCCAGAAGAAAAGUUAAAAGUUCACAACACAUCUUGACCAAAAGCGUAGUGGCCAUGCCUGAUUAUCACGGCCCUGGGACCAUGGAGCUGCUGCCCUACCCUGACGAUCAUGUCCAUGCCUUGAGGAGAGACGAGGAUGGACGGCGGUUUGGUCGCCUGCAGAAUGGGUCUCAAGGCUUCCUCUCUGCCAAAUGUCCUUCCAGGCAUGUGGGAAUUUCUGAAUCAAAAUCCUCAACUCUCUGUGGGAAUCAGGUGCGAGCAAAGUUUUUGGUCUCCCAGGCACCUCCUUCUGGCACUCGGAUAAUCUUAAACCACCCGGCCACCCCAGCAUCAGCAACAGAACCUAGAAGGGCUUCCCAGAAGGUUCCUGAAGAUGACUCAACUCUUCUCCCAGGAGCAGAGGCCUCCUUACCCCUGACGGGCAGCACCUCCUGUGGCACUCCCGGCCUUCUGCGAAAAAUGUGGAUGAAGCACAAGAAGAAGUCAGAGUACCUGGGGGCCACAAACAAUGCAUUUGAGGCAGACUGACAGUGACCCUGUUGUGACCCAGGGACUUUGGGCAAUGGUAGUUGCUUUAGGAUUUGCCUUGAGACCCACCCAGUGGUGAUUCCAGGACUGAAUACUAUCCCUCUUGAACAGAACAUCUGCCUCCACUGGAGAAACAAGAAAUUAACCCUCCAGAAGGCAAGGUUAACCUGAACUUCACAAGACUAAAAGGGCCCUCGGGAAAACAUUCAUGAUAUCCUCUCCCUGUCUCCAAACCAGGCUAAACCUAAACCAACCAGGGGACCCAGUUUCAACAUUCCUGGUUCCACUGUUUGCAUAAAGGUUUGGGAAUAGAAAGCCUAGGCGGCUCAUCAUGGUCUCUCAAUGGGUCACCAUAUUCACCAUUGAAUUCAUUUCUCCGAAUAAAUUCAGAAUAUGUAAUAAGAAAAGAUCUGAAAA
This is a messenger RNA of Ornithorhynchus anatinus (platypus), 2519 nucleotides long. It is a transcript of the gene VXN, whose product is annotated as vexin. Bases 1497 to 2102 code for a protein of 201 amino acids. The record is from RefSeq and is a predicted model, not a curated record. Lineage: Eukaryota; Metazoa; Chordata; Mammalia; Monotremata; Ornithorhynchidae. The transcript is spliced from 6 exons. Gene Ontology annotation, biological process: neurogenesis; neuron differentiation.